Molecule: messenger RNA, 715 nt
Organism: Solea solea (common sole)
Lineage: Eukaryota; Metazoa; Chordata; Actinopteri; Pleuronectiformes; Soleidae
Product: phospholipase A2, minor isoenzyme-like
Exons: 4
Coding region: 44-526 (160 amino acids)
Biological process (GO): lipid catabolic process; arachidonate secretion; phospholipid metabolic process
Molecular function (GO): calcium ion binding; phospholipid binding
Source: RefSeq, a predicted model, not a curated record
UGGGGGUGAAUUUUACACCUAGAAAAAUCCACUGUGGCUCAGGAUGAACACAUUUCAGAUUAUGUUUCUCAUGGCUUCAGGGCUCUCUCUUGCCUGGUCUUUAAAUGGAAGGUCCCUCAACCAGUUCAGAGAUAUGAUCCUCUGUGUAAUGCCGGAUAGCUGGCCUGUUUUGGACUACGCUGACUAUGGCUGCUACUGUGGAAAGGGAGGCUCUGGCCAACCUGUGGAUGAGCUGGAUAGGUGCUGUGAAGUGCAUGACCAGUGUUACACAGAUGCUAUGCAGCACCCUGAAUGCUGGCCUGUGUUCGACAACCCUUACACUGAGUUCUAUGACUAUGACUGUGACAAACAACGCAAGGUGAUCACCUGUGGCAAUAAGAACAAUGAAUGUGAGAUGUUCAUCUGUGAGUGUGACAGGAAGGCUGCAGAGUGUUUUGCCAGAUCACCUUGGAACCCUGAAAAUGAACAUCUGCCCAGUGACAAAUGUCAGAAAAGGAAUUCACUACCAAACAUACACAUUUCAUAAUGUUUUAUUAUGUAAAUGAAGUAUAUACAUGAAGUCCACACACUGGACAGUCACAUUUAUAUGUAAUUGUAAUUAUUUCUAAAUGGGAUAAUUGAGAUAUGUAUUGGCUUGUAAAUAUACAGAUGUAUAACAUUACAGCUGAAAAAUUGUAAACUUUCUUUUCUGAGAAUAAAGACAAUCAUAUUUGCA